AUGAAUUCCAAAAUGAAACAGAAACUGAAUGCAGAAAAAGCAUCAGGAUCUUUACAGAAGUACCUCACAGACACCACAUGCAGUGCUGCCCCAAGACGGACUCUUAAAAUGAUUCAGCCUUCAGCAACAGGUUGCCUGGUUGGCAGACGUAAUGAGAAGAAAUCUUCAGUCAAAAGGAAGCUCUGGAAUAACAAGUUCACCUCAAAGGCUUGUAAAGCUGAGGUGUCUGGGGACAAGAAGCAAGAAAAUGAGAAUGUGGAUGAUGUCAUUCAAGCUGUAGAUCUCAUGAUAAAAGGAAGUCCUUCAGCUCAAUAUUGGAAAGAACUGGCUGAAGAAAGGAGGAAGGCUCUGUAUGAAGUGCUUCAAGAAAACGAAAAGUUGCACAAAGAAAUCGAACAGAAAGAUGGUGAAAUUGCCCGCCUAAAAGAGGAAAAUGAAGAGCUAAUGUCCCUUGCUGAACACGUGCAUUAUAUGACCAGCAUGAUUGAGAGGCUAACUGGGCAAGCACCUGGAGACAAUCUGGAGACACUGAAGAGUCUGGCUCUAGAGGAAUCCAAACAAGAAAAUGAAGAGCUUAACUGUGGAGAUGAUGCAGACAGCUCUUCUGAAGGACUGUCACAAGUAUCCUGUGGCUUAAGGGAGAGUAUAUCAGAUCUUGCUUCAAAGGAAGCAGAUAAUUUGCAACUGGAAUGA
Molecule: messenger RNA, 693 nt
Organism: Cariama cristata (Red-legged seriema)
Lineage: Eukaryota; Metazoa; Chordata; Aves; Cariamiformes; Cariamidae
Gene: GMNN
Product: geminin, DNA replication inhibitor
Exons: 6
Coding region: 1-693 (230 amino acids)
Biological process (GO): negative regulation of cell cycle; negative regulation of DNA replication
Cellular component (GO): nucleus
Source: RefSeq, a predicted model, not a curated record